This is a messenger RNA of Elaeis guineensis (African oil palm), 3026 nucleotides long. Its product is annotated as protein IMPAIRED IN BABA-INDUCED STERILITY 1. Gene Ontology annotation, cellular component: cyclin-dependent protein kinase holoenzyme complex; nucleus. Lineage: Eukaryota; Viridiplantae; Streptophyta; Magnoliopsida; Arecales; Arecaceae. The record is from RefSeq and is a predicted model, not a curated record. Gene Ontology annotation, biological process: positive regulation of transcription elongation by RNA polymerase II; protein phosphorylation. Gene Ontology annotation, molecular function: ATP binding; RNA polymerase II CTD heptapeptide repeat kinase activity.
CCCACCAAUACCAUGGCAAAACAAACAAUUCAACCAAACCCAAUUCCAAGUUCUCAGCAUUCCAUUUUCAUCCCAAACAUUACCCAGCAUAUGUGAUGGCGUUGGAUUUGGUUCCAACUGCCAACGGCUACAUUAUUUCGUCGGGUCUCCAACGGUUAUAUUGGCCUUGGAUUCAUGUUUCCUUUCCCGCGUUGAUAUCGGGGCGGUUUCGUUGAAGAAUCCCACCCAUUACACCCUUCCUUCUCCUCCCGUUUCCCAACAAUCUCGCGCGCGAGGUGGAAAUCCGAUGCAGCGCGGCGCACCCCAUCAUCACAAAGGGGGAAGAACCGGGGCAGCAAUAAAAAUGCCGCCUUUCCUAUCAUUAGCCAUCCCGUGACUCGCCCCCCAUCCUCUGCCUCGAUUCUGCUCUGUUCCCUGGUCCUUUUUGCCCCCAUCUCCAUCCGUUAUCUCAACUGGGUCUCUCUUGGGUCCCGUCUCCCUCUCAUCAUUCCCCCUGUUCCCUGGUCGGGGUCCUCCGGCGCCGCCGCCAGCACCCACCCCCCGCCGAUGCCAUCCGAGACGUAGACCGUGAUGGGCUGCGUGGCAUCGAAGAAUGCGGCCCCUGUGACACCGGUCAUCGACUCGGCCGGCGUGUCGGAAUAUCUAGACGCCUCAGGGGAGGUUCUGGGGGCAUCGUCGUCGCUGUUUAACCGCCCGAAGCUCGGGAGCUAUGAGUUCGGGGACCGCAGUGAGUCCGGGGAGUCAGGGACGAUCGGCAACACCAGGAAUUCGAUGAGCUUUCGGCUGGGGAAUCUGCAUCGGUACAUCGAGGGAGAGCAGGUCGCUGCCGGGUGGCCUGCCUGGCUCACUACUGUUGCUGGAGAAGCCAUUCAGGGAUGGGUUCCCCUUAAAGCUGAGUCCUUUGAGAAAUUGGAGAAGAUUGGACAAGGUACCUAUAGCAGUGUGUUCAAAGCACGUGAACUUGACACGGGAAAGAUUGUUGCCUUGAAGAAGGUCCGGUUUGAUGUUUAUGAGCCUGAGAGCGUUCGGUUUAUGGCACGCGAGAUACAGAUCCUCCGCAGGCUGGACCAUCCCAAUAUUAUCAAAUUAGAGGGACUGAUUACUUCUCGAUUGUCCACUAGUAUAUAUCUUGUUUUUGACUAUAUGGAGCAUGAUCUUGCUGGAUUGUCAUCUUGUCCGAACAUCAAUUUUAGUGAAUCACAGAUCAAAUGCUAUAUGAAACAAUUACUGUCUGGGCUUGAACAUUGCCAUGCGCAUGGGAUCAUGCAUCGUGACAUCAAGUGUGCAAAUCUUCUGAUUAAUAAUGAGGGGAUCCUGAAAAUUGCCGACUUUGGUCUAGCAAACUUCUGUGAAUCUGGGAGAAAACAACCACUUACUAGCCGUGUUGUGACGCUAUGGUAUCGCCCACCGGAACUUCUUCUGGGUUCAACAGACUAUGAAGUAUCUGUGGAUCUGUGGAGUGUUGGUUGUGUGUUUGCAGAAGUGUGUCUUGGGAAGCCUAUCUUACAAGGGAGAACUGAGGUUGAACAAAUACACAAGAUAUUUAAGCUAUGUGGUUCUCCACCAGAUGAGUAUUGGAAAAGGUCCAAGUUGCCCCAUGCAACUCUUUUUAAACCCCAACAACCUUAUGAGGGUCACCUUCGAGAGACACUUACAUGUUUACCUAAAUGUGCCUUUCGCUUAUUAGAAACUUUUCUGUCAGUUGAACCAUAUAAGCGUGGCACAGCCUCAUCCGCUCUUGCAUCUGAGUAUUUCAAGUCAAAACCAUAUGCAUGUGAUCCAUCGAGCUUGCCAAAAUACCCACCUAACAAGGAGAUUGAUGCAAAAGCCUAUGAGGACUUGUGCAGGAGAAGGGUCAGUAGUAGGCCACGUGAUGUAGAAGCCACAAGAAAACCUUCAAGAAUGUAUAGAACUUCACAGGAAACAAAUGGGAUAAAUAAGGCCACAUCUUGCCAAAAGGACUUAUGGAAAACAAAUGGAGGCAGUAAUAGCAGUGCCAAGAGAGAUCAAACAAGAAACAGUAAUACUAGACUGCUUGUAGAUCUGCAGCCAGCACCAGCAAUUAAUCCCCCAGAUGAGGGUCGAUAUUUAAAGCAGAGCUGUCAAAAAGACAUUCGUUCCUUGGGUGCCUUGCAGGUGUCUGCUUCUAGCGGCUUUGCAUGGGCAAAGAAACCAAAAGAAGGCCGUUCAUAUAUCAAUUCUCAUUCUAGAUUCAGCUCAAGGAGCCACAUAUCUGGUGCACCAGAUUGUUCGAAUAUCCUGCGAACAAAAAUUCCUUCCGACCUGAAGGGACAAGCUAACAGAGACAUUGGACAUGUGCCAUAUUUGAAUUCUAACAAUGGCAGGCAACAUGAGAUUGCAAAGCAUGAGAUGCUCACACAAUGGUCACAGUCUGAAUUUCCAGAGCAAUAUGAGAUUGCAAAGCAUGCGAUUAUGAACCAAUGGUCACAUCCAGUAAAGCCAGACUCAUUUAAUUCCUGUGAUUCUUAUCAUUCUCAAGAUUUAUUGGAUGCACUUUAUAAGAGAGAUGCAAAAUCAACUAAGCAUAGCAUCUUGGAGUACCAGAAUCGAGGAGACAGAGUUGAGUUCUCUGGGCCUCUACUUUCUCAGACUCAAAAGAUUGACGAACUUCUACAGAAACAUGAACGGCAUAUCCGCGAAGCUGUUCGCAGAUCAUGGUUCCAGAAAGGGAGAAAGCAAGGACAUUGAGAUCUAUGGACAUGCUAUUUUCUACUAAUAGUUAUAGGUGUCCUCAGGAAUUCGAGAAGAGUACUCUGAGCUACACUGAAAACAAAAUCCAUGGCGGUGACCUAACAAUUAAGGGUCAAGUGUCAUACAUGAAUCUUUUCCAUUGGCAACCAAAUCUAAAAGUGAAAUUAUUUGAUUAUUCAUACGUAAAUUAAGGAAUCCACUUAAUCAGCUGGUACUUACAAUGCUCUUGACACUGCUAAUGUUGAAUAAGUUCACAAAGGUGCAAAAACUAUGGAAUUAGUCUUAGUCUUUUAUUUUGCAGCUACUUGAACCUU